This is a messenger RNA of Cherax quadricarinatus, 5064 nucleotides long. The record is from RefSeq and is a predicted model, not a curated record. Lineage: Eukaryota; Metazoa; Arthropoda; Malacostraca; Decapoda; Parastacidae.
UUGGUACUUUGUGAAGGUUCAUGGACAGUGGAGGGCAGGUCAUGCUAUUGCUUUUUUCUUUUUUCAGUGAUGUGCAGAAUAGAAAAACUCAGCUUCAAAAUUCAAGGGACAAGAAUGAACAGUACAGGAAGGAUUUGAAGGAGGGGUCUGGAUUUGGUGAUAUGAACACACUUGAUUAUGAGUAUGAAAUGCGCUGGAAUCGACUUUUUGAAAUGUAUAAGAAGAGAAAAAUGAUGUUGGAGUCAGAGGUACAGAGUGAGGUUGAACAGAUGGAAAGAAAGUUAGCUAUGUUACGAGAAGAAUAUGAGGCAGAAAAACUUAAAAGAGGAAUGAUGGGACGUAGUAACUCAGUACCAAAAGGAAGUGGCAUGUUUGGUCUUCAGGGAGGAACCUGUAAUGGAAUGGGCAUGCAACGUGAUCGCUAUGGAGACCACUGUUCUAUGAGGAAUGAACGGCAAAGCGACCGUGACCAGAGAUUGAAGGAAUUGUGGAUGCAGAACGAACGGGAACAAAGUAUGCGAAAUGCUAAUUUUCAAGGUGGCGCAAUAGAUCAACCGUUUCAGCAGGGAAUGAAACGAAAUGUAGUGACAGGUACACCAUAUGUCGACAUUAAGCGACAGCGGUAUUGAGCCAAUUAAUGUAUGUAUUUCAUUUCAGACGCCAUGUUUUUGUUUCUCUGCUGUAUACAGAAUUUAUGGUGUGCUUAUAACAGUGUUCAAAAAUCUUGUUUAGAGUAAUUAGAUGAUGCAGAUUAAUCCAUGAGACAUUUUUAGAUAUUAAGCAUAUUGCAAUGCGGUAUUUUUAUUUUCAUUUUUGAAGCAAAAUAUGUAGAUGAAUGAGUCAUUUGAAUACAUGAAUUGUGUAAUGGUGGAAUAGUUUUACAAGUCCCAAAAUGUGUUCUUGUAUGUCAAAUUUGCUAAUAUUUUUGUGAAAAAUUAUGUUAAGUCAUGGAAAGACUUUACUCUUAAUAACCUUAACUACAUUAGGAUGGAAAUUAUUCUUUUUAGUAUAUUUUUAUUCUAAUUAUUAUAAUGGAUACAAACCCUCAAAUCCAGCAUCCUCAGAACUGAAACUGAGCCAGUUUUCAUGAUUUCCCAGUUUUGUGGGACCGAAUAAUAUCAGUUACACUAUAAAACCUAUUCAACAGCAAAAAAAAAAAAAAAUUGACUGGUACGAUUCAUAUGACUCCUUGACUUUUGCACCCAUCCAACCCAACAGCUAUCCUACUUUAUGCCAUUGUUAUAUCUAAUGUGGAGGGUAAAGACACUGGACUCAAGCUUUUGAGAUGCAUGUUAACUAGACAUUUUAUUCUCACAUCAGUGUCUGCCUUGUUGCACAAACUUCACACCACAACACUUACAAAUCCUGAAUAUAUAUAUAUAUAUAUAUAUAUUUUUUUUUCCCCCUUUUUUAUCAUAUCAGCUAUUUCCCACCAAGCCAGUAAGUGAAAUAUUAAUAUCCCAUUCUUCUUUAUGUCUUCUUAACCCUUAAACAGUCCAAGUGUAUAUAUACAUUCACUCGCGUAGGGCCCAAAGUUUUUUGAGAAAAAAAAAGUUUUUUUUUUUUAAUAGGAAAAAAGAGCAUGUGGUACCCAGGUGUCCCCAAUUAUUUUAAUAUGGCGGACAGUGAGUGCGCACACCCAUUCUCUCAUGUCUUGGCGACUCAGGCUUAUCGUGGCAAUGUUGAAUGAAUGACAAAGAAAACGUAUAUAUACGCUUGGGGCGCUACGCGAGAGAACGUAUAUAUACGUUUGGACCGUUUAGGGGUUAAUAUCCCUGUACCCCCUAUCUCUAUUCCUGUCUUUCUCCAUCCUCUGUCCUUCCUCAGUCUUCUUUCUGUCUCCUUUUUUUUUUCCCCCUCUUCAUCACUCAUCAUGUACAAGCAGAUUGUAAAUAAGAUCUGAUGGAGGUAGAUUGCCUGCUGACAAUAUAUGCAUGGGUUCCACACACAUUUUUUUAAAUGUAUGGGAGUGUAGAAUACAAAGAAAGAAUACACUGUACUGGUAUACAGUGUCUAAAAUAAAUAAUAAUAUAAAUUUGUAUAAUUUAAUUCUUUUUUAAAUCAUAUACAUCAAGUAGGCAAUCCAGAACUCUAACAUUGGGACUUUUAUGCCUCCUUGAAUCAUGGUAGCCAUUUAACCCAGUAAUAAAAACCACAGCUGAUGCAAAGUGUUUCUCACUUAGCUUUCACACUGAUGCUUCUUUGUCCUGUUGUUUUAACAGUGUCACUUUUAGAUUACUAGUUAGUGGGCUAUAUGCAGAACUCUUCACAAUACUAGUAUUGACAGUGAGGUAAAAAACUCUAGAAAAAAAGUUUGCAAUAGAGCAUCUAAAAAGUUCUGGUAGUAUUUCAAAUGAAAUUGUGUGUUAAAAAAUGUCAUUUGGGGGACUUGUGGAUUUGAGAUUUUGUACCUGUAUGGUAAACUCUCUAUUUAACAUACUAAUCGGGAGAGUGUUGUGGACAGAGAAAAGAUUGUUUUGCCAUGAUUGUAACAAUCGUGAACAAUUCUACAACCAUACAACUUUGUCCAUUGUUUCCAAAUUUAUUGACCCCAGCAGAUUUUGUUCCAUAUUUCCAAAGUCAUUUAAAUGGAAGUAUGUUAACUGGAGGGUUUACUGUACUGUAUUAUUAAUUUUGCUGGUAGAAUUACAAAAUUUUACAAAAGUGUAAUAAGUCCAAAUUGGAUUUAUUAAAAAUAUAAUUUCUCUGGCAUCACUCAGGUGUAUAUUUUUACUUGCUUCAUCUAUGCUGUAUUCAAGUGAUUGGAUGUGUACAUGUUCUGGAAUAGGGUAUCACAUUUAUACCUUAAUGUUAAGAAACUGAAACCUGUUCUAUCAUUGAAUAAAGAAAUUAAAAAAAAAUAAUGCUAUCUGCACCCUGUUGUAAUACCAAAGUUGUUGGUCUUUCUGAAAUUAUUAAUAUAUUGUUGAUAGAGCUAUGUGACUUACAUAUUUUUAUAUAUCUUUUUAAUGUAACCUUUGUUCAUUAGUUUUUCAAAUAAAUAAUUUGUCAGUUGGGAACCAGAUGUAAAGAGUUAUGUUUGGUUUGGCAUUAUAAAUAUGCAAACUGGGUGAUAAUUGACCAUGUGAAUGUUGCAUGGCUGAUACAUUAAAACAACUGCAGCAUUAUCAGUCAUCAUUACUCACGAAAUCGUAAUGACACGAUUGCAAACAAACCAUACCCCGGCUGGGAUUGAACCCGCGGUCAGAGAGUCUCAAAACUCCAGCCCGUUGCGUUAGCCACUAGACCAGCUAGCCACAAUAAGAUUCGUCUAACUAGGUAUAUUUCUACACCAUAGGAAGGUUAGCACAGGCACCACUGUCACCACAAAUGCAAGUUUUUACAGACGAAUCUCCAGCUAGCGUGGCCGUGACGAACUCUAGCUCAAGUCCCUUCACUGCUGUCAACAUGACUCACGAAAUCGUAAUGACACGAUUGCAAACAAACCAUGUUGACGGCAGUGAAGGGACUUGAGCUAGAGUUCGUCACGGCCACGCUAGCUGGAGAUUCGUCUGUAAAAACUUGCAUUUGUGGUCACAGUGGUGCCUGUGCUAACCUUCCUAUGGUGUAGAAAUAUACCUAGUUGGACGAAUCUUAUUGUGGCUAGCUGAUCUAGUGGCUAACACGACGGGCUGGAGUUUUGAGACUCUGACCGCGGGUUCAAUCCCGGCCGGGGUAUAGUCAGUCAUCGUUGUGUUUAAGAAUAUUUUAUAAUCCAUAAUUGUAUUAGUAACUCAAGGCUAAUGAUACUUUGAUGUUUGCUGCUGGGAGAACAAUAGCUCUGUGGUGGAAUUCUUUUCUAAUGCUGUAAGCUACAUUGUAUUUUUUAAGCAAAAUCCACAUGGUUUUGGUGAUAUCAUAAUACCAGUGAUACAAACAGGUUAUCAGACUUCUUAGAAUCACUAAGCACAAGCCAGCAGUGCACAUAAUGGUAGCUCAAGUUAUGGUAAGUAAUUUAUAUGUUUUAAGUUAAUCUUAUUUGACUUUAGGAUAAGGCCUUUCCAGACACUGAUGAAAUAGCAAAUGAUCAAUGUAUCAUGUACUCAUGUAAAUACAUUAAUAAUUAACUAAGACUUCAUUCCUAAAUAGGGAUCAUAUGGCUUUAAGUCAUGUUCAUUGAGGUUUAAGGUAAAGACUUAAUUUUAGGCAGGAUUCGGACAGCAAUUCUUUGCAGAGUUACAUGGUAUGAUAUUGAGUACAAAUUUUUGUAAUAAACAAGUUUUUUUUUAUCCCAAAAGAUCCACAAUCUAGUAUUAAUAAAAACUAUUUAUUUAGUAAAGUAUAAUUUCUUGUAUGGAUCAGCAAUUAAAAAAAAUUUCCAGACUGUAUAAUUUGUAGAAUAUCAGACAUGUUUCAGUCAGAAUUAAAUGUCAGUCAUGUUAGAAAAGUAAUGAACUAUCAGUGAUAAUUGUCAUCAACUAGGUUAGCACCUGCUAAGUUGGCAUCAAAAGUCAUUGUUAAUUUCUUAACAGCAGACCUAAUUUAACUUUGCCAGUCUUAGCCUAAUAGUAUGAUCUAAUAUACAGUAUAAUCAAGUCUCCAGUUAACAAGUGAGUUAUUUUCCAAGAAAAAAUAUAAAGCAGAGUUGCAUAAAAUGAGUCAUGUUUUCUCACCCUUUAAUUAAAUUGAGAUAGGUUCCAGGUAAAAAAAUCUAUUGCUAAAAUAUUAGAAAUAAAUUAAAUUUAUUAUAAAAUAUAAAAAUACAUGUAUAAUUCUUUCCUUGGAAUGUUACUUAACCCUCAGUAAAAAAGAGGUGAAGCAUUGUGAAAGAAACCACUUCAACCAACUAAGUUUUAAUUUUGAAAGUGACCACGUCAACAAAGUUUCACGUGGCCAUACUUCCUUUCCCUUAAACUUAUAAGAUUGGAGACACAAUAAAACAAUAUCUAAAAACAAAAUAUGAGUACGAAAAAUAUAAACAUUACUUUUCUAUUAAGUGAAGCAUUUAUAAUCCUCAUACGUAAUGAAGCAGGUAGAAACAAUUUAGCAAAGCACUAAAAAUGUGCAUAGCAUUAUAUUGUAGAGUAUUGUACUGUACAGUACAUAUAAAACAUUUGUAAUUUU